GCAAGCGAGCGGCCGGCCGAGCAGCGGGCGGCCCGAUGCCCUCGGGCGCCCCUCUCCGGCCUCGGGACGCCUGUAACCGUCGCGGCGACCGCCGGGCCCUGGGUGCCGGCCCGUUAAUUUCCCCGGCCCAAGCCGGCCGGGCCCGGGAGGUGCAGAGCCUGCCGACGUCAGCCGGGCUUCCCCACCCCCGGGGCUUCCCACUCCUCCAGCAUUCCCGGGAGGGCUCCCGUAUCGUGGUAGCGUGGUGGCCGCCGCCGGGACCCCCGGGAGGAGAGAGAGCUUGGUGUGGGAGCAGCGUAGGACGCAGUCUCCCUCUUCUCCGCCCCCCCCCAGUUAAAGAUGGGGAAACUGAGGCAUUUCGAUUUGCUGUCUUUUUACAGUAUGGACACCAAAUGGCUAAAAACAUGCUUUGGGACUGCCAGUGAAUUUAUUUUUUGCGGUUUUACAACAAACUUAUUGGUAGUUCCCUUUUUUUUGAGUUAAUAUUUUGACGUUAUUAUCACAAUGAGUUCAGGCUUAUGGAGCCAAGAAAAAGUUACUUCAUCCUACUGGGAAGAGCGGAUUUUUUAUUUGCUUCUUCAAGAAUGCAGUGUUACAGACAAGCAAACGCAAAAACUCCUGAAAGUACCAAAGGGGAGCAUAGGACAGUAUAUCCAGGAUCGUUCGGUGGGGCAUUCGAGGAUUCCUUCUGCAAAAGGCAAGAAAAAUCAGAUUGGAUUAAAAAUUCUAGAGCAACCUCAUGCGGUUCUCUUUGUUGAUGAAAAGGAUGUUGUAGAAAUAAAUGAAAAAUUCACAGAGUUACUUUUGGCAAUUACCAAUUGUGAGGAGAGGUUCAGCCUGUUUAAAAACAGAAACAGACUAAGUAAAGGCCUUCAAAUAGAUGUGGGCUGCCCUGUGAAAGUACAGCUGAGAUCUGGGGAAGAUAAAUUUCCUGGAGUUGUGCGCUUCAGGGGACCCUUAUUAGCAGAGAGGACGGUGUCGGGAAUAUUCUUUGGAGUAGAAUUGCUGGAAGAAGGUCGUGGUCAAGGUUUCACUGAUGGGGUAUAUCAAGGGAAACAGCUCUUUCAGUGUGAUGAAGAUUGUGGAGUGUUUGUUGCAUUGGACAAGCUAGAAAUCAUAGAAGAUGAUGACAAUGGAUUGGAAAGUGAUUAUGCAGGUCCAGUGGACACAAUACAGGUUGAACUCCCCCCUUUGGAAAUCAACUCCAGAGUAUCCUUGAAGGUUGGAGAAACUAUAGAAUCUGGAACAGUUAUAUUCUGUGAUGUUUUACCAGGAAAAGAAAGCUUAGGAUAUUUUGUUGGUGUGGACAUGGAUAACCCUAUUGGCAACUGGGAUGGAAGAUUUGAUGGAAUACAGCUUUGUAGUUUUGCAAGUGUUGAAAGUACAAUUCUUUUACACAUCAGUGAUAUCAUCCCAGAUAGCAUGACACAGGAAAGGAGGCCUCCCAAACUUCCCUUUAUGUCAAGAGGCGUUGGGGACAAAGGCUCAUCCAGUCAUAACAAACCAAAGGCUACAGGAUCUACCUCAGACCCUGGAAACAGAAACAGAUCUGAAUUAUUUUAUACCUUAAAUGGGUCUUCUGUUGACUCACAACCACAGUCCAAAUCAAAAAAUACAUGGUACAUUGAUGAAGUUCUGGAGGCUGGGAAGUCCAAGAUCAAGGAGCCUGCAGAUUUGGUGUCUGGUGACGGCCUGCUUCCUGUUGCAGAAGACCCUGCAAAAUCACUUACAGAGAUACCUCCAGACUUUGGACAUUCUUCACCACCACUGCAGCCUCCUCCUGUGAAUUCAUUAUCCAAUGAGAACAGAUUUCACUCUUUACCAUUUAGUCUGACAAAGAUGCCCAAUACCAAUGGAAGUAUUGGCCACAGUCCACUUUCUCUGUCAGUUCAAUCUGUGAUUGGAGAGCUAAACAGUGCACCUGUCCAGGAGAGUCCACCCUUGCCCAUAUCUUCUGGUAACUCACAUGGCCUAGAAGUAGGCUCACUGGCUGAAGUUAAAGAGAAUCCUCCUUUCUAUGGGGUAAUCCGUUGGAUUGGUCAGCCACCAGGAGUCAGUGAAGUACUAGCUGGACUGGAACUGGAGGAUGAAUGUGCAGGCUGUACAGAUGGAACCUUUAGGGGCACUCGGUAUUUCACCUGUGCCCUGAAGAAGGCGCUGUUUGUUAAACUGAAGAGCUGCAGGCCCGACUCCAGGUUUGCAUCACUGCAGCCGGUUUCCAAUCAGAUUGAACGCUGCAACUCUUUAGCAUUUGGAGGCUACUUAAGUGAAGUAGUAGAAGAAAAUACUCCACCAAAAAUGGAAAAAGAAGGUUUGGACAUAAUGAUUGGAAAGAAGAAAGGUAUCCAGGGUCAUUACAAUUCUUGUUACUUAGACUCGACCUUAUUCUGCUUAUUUGCUUUUAGUUCUGUUCUGGACACUGUAUUACUUAGACCCAAAGAAAAGAAUGAUGUAGAAUAUUACAGUGAAACUCAAGAGCUACUGAGGACAGAAAUUGUUAAUCCUCUGAGAAUAUAUGGAUAUGUGUGUGCCACAAAAAUUAUGAAACUGAGGAAAAUACUUGAAAAAGUUGAGGCUGCAUCAGGAUUUACCUCUGAAGAAAAAGAUCCUGAAGAAUUCUUAAAUAUCCUGUUUCAUCAUAUUUUAAGAGUAGAACCAUUGUUAAAAAUAAGAUCAGCAGGUCAAAAAGUACAGGAUUGUUACUUCUAUCAAAUUUUUAUGGAAAAAAACGAGAAAGUUGGAGUACCUACAAUUCAGCAGUUGUUAGAAUGGUCAUUUAUCAACAGUAACCUGAAAUUUGCAGAGGCACCGUCAUGUCUGAUUAUUCAGAUGCCCCGAUUUGGAAAAGACUUUAAACUAUUUAAAAAAAUUUUUCCUUCUCUGGAAUUAAAUAUAACAGAUUUACUUGAAGAUACUCCCAGGCAGUGCCGGAUAUGUGGAGGGCUUGCCAUGUAUGAGUGCAGAGAAUGCUACGAUGAGCCGGACAUCUCAGCUGGAAAAAUCAAGCAAUUUUGUAAAACCUGCAACACUCAAGUUCACCUUCAUCCCAAGAGGUUGAAUCAUAAAUAUAACCCAGUGUCGCUUCCCAAAGAUUUACCUGACUGGGACUGGAGACAUGGCUGCAUCCCCUGCCAGAAGAUGGAGUUAUUUGCUGUUCUCUGCAUAGAAACCAGCCACUAUGUUGCUUUUGUGAAGUAUGGGAAGGAUGACUCUGCCUGGCUCUUCUUUGACAGCAUGGCUGAUCGGGAUGGUGGUCAGAAUGGCUUCAACAUUCCUCAAGUUACCCCAUGCCCGGAAGUAGGAGAAUACUUGAAGAUGUCUUUGGAAGACCUGCAUUCCUUGGACUCUAGAAGAAUCCAAGGCUGUGCACGAAGACUUCUCUGUGAUGCAUAUAUGUGCAUGUACCAGAGUCCAACAAUGAGUUUGUACAAAUAGCUGGGGUCAUCUGAGAGGUGAAGAUACUGAAAGCAAAAUUUUAAUGUUGCAUUUUACUCGAGCUGGCAGUUUUGUGCACCAUCCGUUGCCGGCAAUGGAUGUCUUUGUGGUGAUGACCCUUCAGAAAAAGAUUCCUGUGUUUAAAAACAAAUUGCUUUUGUGUUACUGAAGUAUUUAAUAAGAAGCAUUUUGCACUCUAGAAAGUAUGUUUGUGUUGGUUUUUUAAGAAGUCUAAAUGAAGUUAUUAAUACCUGAAGCUUUAAGUUAAGUGCAUUGAUCAUAUGAUAUUUUUGGAAGCAUAAAAUUUUAAUUGUGAAAGUUUAAAACCUCAUUUAGUCCAUUGAAAAUGUAAAUAAAUGUGUCUUCUUUAUGGACCAACGAUAUGAAAUCAUUUUUCCUUUGUAGCUAACGGUUGCCUGGAGGAAGAAGUAAUUUGGUUUUAUUAAGUCUACUUUCAAUCCAAUUGUUAAAGGUGUACUGAGUUUGAUUUGUUAAUUCUUUCCUAUAUAGUGCUGAUUCUUGCAUGUCUGCAAUCUGCUGAGUUUCUGUGUUUCUGCAAUAGUGGUCAGAAAAAUACUUAAGUUCAUUUAAUGGUGUUGUUUUCUAUUUGUUCUGGUUUUGAGAUAAAUGAGUGAUUCUGUCAUAAAGUGUCCAUUUUUGAUGUAACUUUUCUGGAGGAUUAGGAUAUUCAGCAAUUGAAGCUCUUCAUUGAUAGUAGUAACUGUCAACUAACAGGUUUUUUUUUUUUUUAAUAAGGCUCUCUAACUAUUUUAUGGAAUGGGUCUUAGUAAAUUUUAUGAAACGAUUGGAGUUAUAAAUAAAUAUAUAUUCCUAUACAAAUAUACAGCCCAUAAAAAAAUAAAUUUGAUAUAUAGAAUUACUCAUUAAACUUCCCCUGAAGAGAUGAAUUGGACAUUUAAACCUCUAUUAUUUUAAGUAAGACUGUCCAGAACUUAAGUUUGAUCAAUCAGGUGGGUAUUCUCACUAAAUUUAGUUUGACUUCACAUGAGAAAUGACAGUUAUGUAUCAGAUAUUUUAUCGAAAUGUUAAUAGCAGCUUUAUCCUCCUUCUGAUUAAAUAAGUAGAAAAUGUCUGUUUUCUUAGGUAAUAUCCAUCAUAUGUGUAGAGACCACCAUGGAUGUUGUAGACUAGAACCGUAGAUUAUAAAUGUCAGUGCCGUGGAAUGUAUAUUCUCUGAGUGUUGUUUUGUGGUAUUGUUGUCAUUCUGGAAUGACUUCCUAACCAUGCAGAAAGACAGAAAAGGUGUCAUAUGUAUAUAGCAUAUGACUUUAAUGUGAAAAAAAGUGGAAAGAAUCUUUACAAGCCCUACAAUUAUUUUUUUUAAAGGCACUUUUACCUUUUGGUUUUAUCAUUUCAUUUUGCUAAUAUUUAUUAGCUUUAUAAAUCAUAAAUGAUAAUAAGGUACAAAAACUCUUUCGUCUUAUUAUUUUUUCAUUUUUAAAAUGAAAAAGUACAUCCAUUUUUCAUGAGGUUUUGUACUGCUGAGUGCUUAGGUUGGGGUGGUAAGAUGAUUACUCUAUCAGAGGUUGAGGCUGAGGAGCACUGGGCUGUAGGGCUGGCCCUGCCUCCAUCACCCUUGGGUCAAAUGAGGGAUGUGGGAUGCAGGACGUCCAAGGUCUCUUCUAGCUGUGACCAUCCACAAGUCCAGUUACCAUGUAAUAAUUAUGUGUUCAAUGAAGAAAUGGAUGAAUGAGAUUGUCAUGUGAUUUUAAAAGAUCAACUGGAGGAAUAAUUAGGACUCUCUAUAUAGGUAAGACUGGUUUAAAAAUAAAAAAAAGAAAAAAAAAGAAAAAGAAGGCAAUUCCUUUUUUGUAGAAAUUAAAACCAAGUAGGAGUUGAGAAGGAUCUGUGCUGCCCAGGUUCUCAUGGUAGAAGACUGGAAGAAGACUUGUUUAGAUGCAUGCAUGGUUUCAAAGCUUGGGGUGUGGAGGCUCUUUUGAGUGGGCGGGGCCUCAUCCAUGAUUUCUGAUGCCGUUUUCUUCAAGUGGAGCUUUAUGUUUUUUUAAUGUUACUUGGGGGAGGGAGCACUCAGUGAAGGGAUGCCAGGGCCUGGCUCUGGUGGUUCUUGGGGAGGCCUGGGUCCUUGCCUCAUUCCUGAGUUCUAGCAGGCCAGCCGGAAAGCCUUCUUCCCCUACCUGUCCCUUUUGGUUCCCUCUGGGUAGUCCCUUCCUGUUCCUUGUUCCAGAAGAGCCUGGUUUGUCAAGUGGGGCAUAAUCAGGGCUGGGCCAUAUGGUGCAGGUGGCCAAUGUGCCUGUUGAUUUAUUUAACUUUUAGCCUUAAAUUUUUUUUAAUGUUCUCCUGUUGGCUUUCUAAGUGUUUUGGUUAUCCCGUUUUCCUUAUCAUAUCUACAAUCAAGAUAAUAAUAUGGUAGAAUUAUCUUAUUUAUAGCAUGAUUCAUGAUACAUAGCUACAAAUACAAAAUAUAAGAAGUCAUAUUCCCCCUCCCCCACCCCCCCAAAUAAAUACACAUUAACGUGUGUGUGUGUAUGUGUGUGUGUGUGUGUGUGUGUGUGUUUAUAUAUGGGGGAGAAGAAAAGGGGGAGAGAGAGAGGGAGAGAGAGAGAGUGAAAGAGCAACCAUGUUAUAAUAUCAAGGCUAAAUGUGUCUAGUCCUUCACUAUCAGCUUUAUAAAGGAGUUUGACUCCAUCCAUAAAAGAAUGUUUUAUAAGACUGGGAAAACACACUGAAAACCAAGAGAAACAGUAGCAAAAAUUAGUAUAAUAUAGUUGUUAAGUUGCUAAGGAUUUUAUCCUUAAAAUAGUUUAGAAUUUUUAUAAUUCACAUUCGCCAAAUACUGUGGGUAAGUGGCUAGGUUCUUCCCAUCCCUUGGAUUCAUUUAUUUUUUCACAUAAGAGCAAGGGGAAGACAUAGUAAUUAACCUUAUGGCACUUGUGUUGUCACCCACAUUCCUGGUUGUUUGAACAUGUUAUCUUUAUAAAUUCAGGAAUUACUACCCUCUUCAGCUGGAUCUUGAUAUCUAGCUAGAUAAUUUAUGUCUACUUGGAUGAUUGUAGUCUGUAAUGUGAGUAGAGAAUACAGUAUUAGGCCUUAGCUGAGUGACUGCCAACCAAGAAGUAUUUAUCAGACAUUUAUUAGGUGCAUAGGUCAGAGGGAAUAUGAAAUAUGGUCUCUGCCCUCAAACAGCUUACCACCUAACUUAACAACAGAAUAUCUAUUAAUGGUUGCUUAGCUUAAGUGUGAGGGUGACAGGUCUGGGGAAGCUUUGGGAAACAGUGUGGUGUAACAGGAAGAGUAGUGGACCAGGGGACAAGAGACCUGGGUUCUAGCCCUUUCUCUGUCACUUGCUCUGUAAUCUUAGACAUCUUGACUUCUUGGGCUUUAGUUCCUUCUCUGCAUAAUGAAGGGGUUAGAUUAUUGAAUUUUAUAGGGAAAAAAAUGACAAAUUCCUGGGUUCCAGGCCACACAUGCUGUAUCUGACUUCAUGAAGGGGGCCUAGGUAGUCUGUUAGUAUAAAGCUUAGUAGGUGAAACUGAUGACCAGCCAGGUUUGAAAUCCACUGAACUGGAAUAUCUCAAUGGUACCUUCUCUUUUUGUGAUUAUGUGAUCAUAUAAUGUUAUUGUAUUAAUUAUUCUACAUAAAUGGGGGUAAUUGGA
Cynocephalus volans (Philippine flying lemur) is the source of this 7071-nucleotide messenger RNA. It is a transcript of the gene CYLD, whose product is annotated as CYLD lysine 63 deubiquitinase. The coding region runs from base 505 to 3435 and encodes 976 amino acids. Gene Ontology annotation, molecular function: cysteine-type deubiquitinase activity; K63-linked deubiquitinase activity. The record is from RefSeq and is a predicted model, not a curated record. NCBI's taxonomy places the organism in Eukaryota, Metazoa, Chordata, Mammalia, Dermoptera, Cynocephalidae. The transcript has 18 exons. Gene Ontology annotation, biological process: necroptotic process; protein K63-linked deubiquitination; positive regulation of extrinsic apoptotic signaling pathway. Gene Ontology annotation, cellular component: cytosol.